GAGCUGCGCUUCCAUCCCACGCACACCACGGAGGAGCUGCGGAGGAUUUUCGCCGACGACACGGACUCGGAGACGGAAGACUUUGAGGGAUUUGCCCCGAGCGAGCUGAAGAGCCCCCCUGAGCUCAUGCUCACAGAGUCAGAAUUGAGUGAUGAAGAAGAUGCUGGAAAGGACCCUGCAGGCAGUGAGGAGGAGGAGGGGGACGAGGACGAGGAGGAGGAGGAGGAGGAGGAAGCCACCACAAAGCCCACCUCCAGAAGGAGCAGCUUUGGGCUUCGAGUCGCCUUCCAGUUCCCCACCAAGAACAAAUCGGAUAUAAAGAAAAGGUACUCGGAGCCAUCCUUUUCCAGUGUACAUUUUGAAGAGAAUGAAAAAGCCCGCGCUUUGGGAAGGAAGAAAAAUGGGAGAGCCGGCAUCGGAGCCCCGGAAGGGUCGACGUCGGAGUCUGAAGAUGACUCGAGGGAGCUGGGCCAGAGCGAUUCGGACGCCCUGCUCAAGCGGGCGAUGAACAUCAAGGAGAACAAGGCCAUGCUGGCUCAGCUCCUAGCGGAGCUGCAUUCUCUCCCGGAGCUGUUCCCGGUGCAGACCCCGAGCCCGACCUACAAAAAGAAGACGGCCAGGCGGGCUUUCUCGGAGGGACAGAUCACGCGGCGCAUGAAUCCCACCCGCAGCGCGCGGCCUCCGGACAAGUUUGCGGUGGAGAACUUCUCCGUGUCGGCUCACUUCGAGGAAGAGCUGUGCGCCUUCCGCAGGGGGAAGAGGCUGAGCGGGGGCAAGUGCCGGGUCUACAGGAAGCGGCGUCUGUCGUCCUUCCGGAGGGUGGAUGAGAUCACUGAAGACGACUUGGAGAACGUGGCCGUCACCGUCCGAGACAAGAUCUACGACAAGGUGUUGGGGAACACGUGCCACCAGUGUCGCCAGAAGACCAUCGACACCAAGACGGUGUGCCGCAACCUGGACUGCGGGGGCGUCCGGGGGCAGUUCUGCGGCCCGUGUCUGCGCAACCGCUAUGGCGAGGACGUGCGGGCGGCGCUCCUGGACCCG
Messenger RNA from Gracilinanus agilis (Agile Gracile Mouse Opossum), 1044 nucleotides. It is a transcript of the gene CDCA7L, whose product is annotated as cell division cycle associated 7 like. Gene Ontology annotation, biological process: regulation of DNA-templated transcription. Gene Ontology annotation, cellular component: nucleus. NCBI's taxonomy places the organism in Eukaryota, Metazoa, Chordata, Mammalia, Didelphimorphia, Didelphidae. The annotation marks the transcript as partial. The transcript has 6 exons. The record is from RefSeq and is a predicted model, not a curated record.